GUUGUGUGCCAUGCAGCUCGAGCCCAUAGAUGACCCUUGUUGUUGUUUCUGCUUCAGGCCUGGCUGAGGCAGAUGCCAACCAGAACAAUGGCUGCAUCUCGGAGAAGCCGGCGGUGACUGACUCCACGGGCGCUGAGGGCCCCCGCCAACCCUGGACCCCCGCCAGUACAGCUGACCCCGCUGACGCCGCUACGCCACGCCCCCACCUGGCCCGCCUCUUCUCCCGAGAUGCCCCGGGCCGAGAGGACAACACCUUCAAAGAGCGACCCUCGGAAUCGGACGAGCUGCAGACCAUCCAGGAGCACAGCGGAGCGGCGUCAGAGUGCGGCUCCGACUCCCCCGAACAGGACCUAGACUAGGAUCGCUUACAACCCCCCCCUUCGCCUCGUUCCUCUGU
Messenger RNA from Sphaeramia orbicularis (orbiculate cardinalfish), 397 nucleotides. Its product is annotated as myelin basic protein-like. The record is from RefSeq and is a predicted model, not a curated record. Bases 30 to 359 code for a protein of 109 amino acids. Gene Ontology annotation, molecular function: structural constituent of myelin sheath. The transcript has a single exon. NCBI's taxonomy places the organism in Eukaryota, Metazoa, Chordata, Actinopteri, Kurtiformes, Apogonidae.